GUCUAACCCAACCAUGCUAAAUACUGAUAUGCGCUUCUGUGUUUGCGCAUCGCGUUUGUUGACUGUGUAAAUGAUAACAAAAGAAAGAGAAACUGAAACACAGUUCCAUUACAAGCAAACUGUUGUUAUCGCCACCAACAAACCUGAUUGUGCUUUUAAAUUUCGAAGAAAUGAUCUUCGUUUUAACUCUUGCUUUGCUCCUGCCUUCGUCCUGGGGUCUUCCUAGGGAUCUUGUAAUUAAGUUCGAGCGCAGUGUAUUGACGAACGGCACUGUGGUGGAGAGAAUCGUUGUCGAUGGCGCGUUUGACAGUUCUAUGGGACAGCAUCCUGUUGUCAGAUCAACUAAAGAUGAGGCUCUGAGGAUGAUCGUGGAGCGUGAUCGUGCAACAGCAAACAAUUGCACGUAUAUGCGUUUAAGAGAAUGCAACCUGCGGGGCUAUGAAGUCCUCAGACUGUCCGACCGGUUUCAGAUGAAUGGACGAGAUUAUCUGGUGUUAGAGCCACAAGCUGAUUCGUGGACGGUGUUGGUCCCUGAGGCGAAUGAUCUAAAGAAAACAUGGGCGCUGGAGACUGACCUCACGCGCCUUGAGAAAACUCAGUUGAAAGAAGAUUGCAAGGAGUUCGUUAAACAAAUCGAUGACAAGCAAAACCAAGAGGAGCUUGAAGUUUUGAGAGUGAUUGCUCCAGUUUUUACCACAGCUGUAUUCUUAGGAUUUGUUUUUACAAGCAUUCUUAUGUUCAAGCGGCAGGGUCAACAUCCAGGUGGUGUUAUAGGCUCAAUUAUACAUUACCCAGCCCAUCAUCAUGACGUUCCUUUAUUUGGACAGAAGUCCAGCACAGGGGCAGAGAUAAAACAACAAGUUACUCCAAUGCUGAAGGGUCUCUUUCAGCAGAGUUAAGUCACAGAUGAUCAAUUACCAAACCUGCCCCACCACAUUCAUCUGUCUGUACUGGCUCCGAUGUGAAUAGAGCUAACAAAAAAGCACACUCUUUAGGUAUUAUGGUAGUUAGGGGAUUUUAAUUCUUUAUUUUCUAAUAUAAAUUAGGAAAUAAAUUAGCAUGAGGCAAUCUUGAAAUAUUACAAGUAUUAAUAUAAACAAUAGGGUACUGUUGCAACAUGCACAAGUAUGUAUAUGUAUGUUAAUUGUGUAAAUGUACAUUUCUUUUCUUUAUGUUUUGAUGUUCCAAGAUAGUCACGUAAAACAUAAAUAAUGUGUUUCAGUGGUAACACUUAACAAUAAGGUUGUAUUUGUUAACAUUAAUGUAUAGCUAAAUCAGUGUUUCUCAAACUUUUUUUGCCAUUCCCCACUUUGGAGGUAGGAAAGGGUUCCGAGCCCCAUCUGUCCCCAAUCGCCCCAACAAAAUGGUAAUCAACUAGGCUUUAAGUUAAACUUUUGAAAUGUGUUUAACUACAUCAAUAUUUUAAAACAUUACAACAUUAACUUCUUACACCCUGAAGCUAUUUUCGCCUGGAUUUUGCCUACCCAAUUUCAAAAACUUCCCAUACCCACAUGCAGAGGUUUACAUACAAAAGUUUGGUAUCAUUUUACAGGAAACCCUUUGAAAUUACAUAAAACACUGUUGAAAGUGCUAAACAUGGUUGUAUGUGAUGUCAAUCCUAUAAUAAACACAAAAAUAAAUAG
Misgurnus anguillicaudatus (oriental weatherfish) is the source of this 1643-nucleotide messenger RNA. RefSeq lists its product as uncharacterized. NCBI's taxonomy places the organism in Eukaryota, Metazoa, Chordata, Actinopteri, Cypriniformes, Cobitidae. The record is from RefSeq and is a predicted model, not a curated record.